Colletotrichum scovillei is the source of this 5100-nucleotide messenger RNA. RefSeq lists its product as uncharacterized. The record is from RefSeq and is a predicted model, not a curated record. The transcript has a single exon. Lineage: Eukaryota; Fungi; Ascomycota; Sordariomycetes; Glomerellales; Glomerellaceae. Bases 3794 to 4447 code for a protein of 217 amino acids.
GCUGCAUACUGAGCAUAGGCGGCGAGAUAAAAAACUGACUCCAAGAGUUUGCGGCGCGCAAGCUGGCGUGGAUCUGGCAAAUGAGAUGCCAGGGAGCUUGCAGGAAACAGGCGCGAAGGAUUCGAUCUCCUUUGAGCCGGCGAAUAGAACAAGCUAUGCACUGGCGCUUAUCACCAGAGUUAUGAAUCUAGACCAUCCACAAACAGGGAGUCUAGAGUCGGCAGAUGAUGGAGUGGGCAAAAUGGUCGGCGAGUAGGAUGGCAGACGGAAUUGAGGUCUGGGAGGCUGGGAGAGGUGACCCGGCCCAUGAUGUCUUGACACGGAGACGGUGGUGGUGAGGGUCGACGACCGGGCCGCGGCCCAACGUUGUACUGGCUGGAGGCGCGCGCUGUAUGACAGUCGGGUACGGACUGGGGCCGGAGCAGAGCCCCUCCAAGUGUAUCGGAGGCAAGCAGAAGAGAUGGCCGGCCACGUACCCGCUCCUCAUAGUUGAUGCUUGGGGGUAGAUUGCGUGCAUGGGUCUGCAAUUCUCCGGGUCGCUGACGGCCAACGGCGUGGUGGAAGCCAGGUCCAAUGGCCGGCAUGCUUCAUAUGGCGCGCGCUCUGGGAUCUGGCGAGAUCUGGUUGCUGGGCCAGGUGGCUUGAAAUAGGACGUAUGGUGGUCCUUUGAUGGAGAGCGCUUGAGAAGAGAUGGAAAGAUAGGCUCAAAUCGAUCGAGGGAGUGUCGAGAGUUGAGGCGCUGAACGGUGCCGCGCGCGGAGUGAAGCAGGAAUUGAAUUUCAAAAAACGAAUUUUAACUAUUUGUUUUUGUUUUUCUCUUGACUUUGGGCGACUAAGUCGAUGUCAAGCAAAUCGCGAAUGGAGACAGGCGCUUGAAAGAUGGAUCGCGAGGCCGAGUACCUCAGGUAGACCAGAAACUUGUAUGGAAGGACUGCUGGAUAAAACGGUGGCUCAAUCCGGUCGACAGUGAUGCUGAAAAAAUAGAAGGAAGCUCGUGAUCAUUCAGCUCUUCCUUCCCUUUCCCUUCUCAUCACUCGAAAGCCCCCAAAUCAAGAAGUCGAGAGCCAAGCGCUUUCCUUCCCUCCUUCCUUCCAACACCAACCAACACCGACACCAGAACCAACAAGGCAAUCACACUCGGCUCACACCCUUCCUUAGGUUCCUGCCUCAUUGCAAAAUUCUUGUCCUCCUCCCAGGUCCAGGUCUCUUGCCUCACACCACAGACCGAGGCAUCUUCUUCACCUUGACAUCCACCUCAUUCAUCUCAUAUCAUCAGGUGCACUCAUCAUCCACUGGUUGCAUCCUGCUUCCCCUGUUCAGCUGUCAAUCCCGUCCGUAUUCAUUGCGGCAUCAAUCAGUUCCGGCGCCUUUCCUCGGACCCACUGUCAUCACGAGGUCUGACGACGCUUGACGACGUCUUUUUCUCGUCUUUGCCUCUUGAUUCCUCUUUUGCCCACCCCGGCUUCAUCGUCAUCGGACCGAGACGUCUUUUCUUGUGUCCCGUCUUUGUUAGCUUCGAAUCUUCCGGACCAUCCAACGAGAUUCUUGCUCCGCCUCGCCACUCAUCACCAUCGGGACCGGUUCUCGACACAUCUUCCCGGCAGAAGACUCAUCUGCAAGAUCUGGUGGACGACGUGGGGAUUUACAGGUGAGAAAGCGCCCUCGGCCAGCGUCCAAUCACCAGUCAUAGACACACAGCACUAAGAAUAGCCAGCUCAACCGCGGAACAUCCUCCGGACGGCUGCCCCGGCCGACUCUUGUCUUCCCACUGCAAUUCCGCCUCUUUGACUGGCUACAGUGCUUCUCUGCUAGCGCCCAUAAGCAGCCCCGUUGGACCCAGCGACGGACAGCCCGCAACUGCACGACACCUCACCGCGAGCCUCUUCCAAGAGCCAAUCACGCCUCUGUAUCAGCCUUUCAGACCAGAAAUCGAGGCCUCUCCACGCCGGGUCACUGCCUUCUUGAUUCUUGCUAGCUCAGGUAGCUUCGCAUUCGAGUUACUCGCCCUCUACGAUCGCUUGUCUUUGCUUCUCUACGGCAUUCUGUCUCUGUCUCUGUUGCCUCUCCUACCAUCCACCGUCUGAGGUGGCUUUGCAUCCCGCUCUCCACUUACACGGCGCAUCACCUCCACCCAGUGCUGCGAGUCUUUGUAGCCUCCGCUUUUGGGACGAUACUAGAUACCUAUUCACUGGACGACUACGACUUACAGGUGCCGGUUACCUUUGAUAGCCAACCAAUCCUAAUCGACGAGACAUCCGUACAAAGCAACAUCGUCAUUGCACUACGCCACUACCUGAGCCUGCCUUAGUUGACUUGCUACCCGACACCCGACUAAUACCUUGGUCCAAGGCUCAUCCAAUAAUCACACAUUCAUCACAUUUACCGGGCGAGAGGCCACGAGGCAUCCACGAUCGCGCGACGGGACAAACGGUGAUCCCAGCCAUCCGCCGAACGCCAACCGCUUCCUCAAACCAAGCCACUCCCAUUGGCUUGUCGUCUUUAGACGCAAACAACCGGAACAAAAAAAACAAGACGAGCCAGUCUACCUUAUUGCAUCACAGCCAACGGCAGCUUCGGGCACCGCAGCAAAGCACGGGACGAAGGCCAACCGCUGUGUCAGUCACAACCCAGAACAAAAUUUGCCCGCUUUCUUUUGGCGUGCAACGAGCCGGUUCGUCCAAAGAAGGGACGCCAAUAGAGGCAAAUUAAUUGCUGCGGCAGCAGUUCAUCGACCCCCUUGUCCGCUUUGGCUCUUUCACUGCCCUGACAGGCCCCGUUCCCGUCUCUGUCCAGUCUCUCUGUUUCGCUGUCUCCUGCAGCAGGCUCAGCACGCACUAAGGCAGUGAACACCACACACCACACGCGCCCGCGCAACGAAUCAGACCGUCGUGUGUUGAAGCUCCACGACCAAUCCCAGCUCAUCCACCCGCUGCUUCCCUGCCGCUUUAGAGAUACCCCGGUCAACCUCAGUCUCUCUCGACUCCCGCGUCCGCUCCUCUCGAUUACUGUCCCCGUCCUCCCCACCACCACGCUCUCGCUCUUGUUCGUGUCUACCGCUCUCCUCGACGCUCCCGCCGCGCGCCACUGCUUUCCUCUCGUUGGACCAUCUGUAUCCGCUGUCACCAACACAUCACGACUCCUCUUCACCUCACAGAAUCCUUCACGCGCUACCGCAGCCUUUUGGUGCAGGCUUUACAUCCUCUCUGUUGUUUGUUUCUCUUCAAGCCAUCCACCCCUCCCCCUCGUCCGCGGCAUCUCAUCACCAGACGCCCCCUUCUUCACCCCUCUCACAACUCUGCACCUCCCUUGUCCAGCCUGCCGACCUGGAAAGACUGACAUUUUGUCUGCCUGCUUGUCUUCCCGCCCAAACUCGAAACCUCUUCCUGGCGAAUAGCACUGGCUUGUUAUUGCCCACCUGUUCAAGCCCCCAGCAACCCCAGACCAGACUUCCGGGAGCACAUCAGCUUCCUAAAACCUUCCAUUCUCCUUGCCGCCGUCAGAGCUUGACCUCGCACUGCAGUCCUCUUUCCGGCUCACUUACACUACGACCGCACACAUACACAAGCGCCCACCGCAUUCUCUUCGAAAUAAUAUAACGUCCACCCACCCUCGCAACUACCGGUCUUCUCUCUCCCUUCUCUCCCCAGGCGACUUGUCUCUGCAGCUCGUAGGCAGCCUGACUUCCUCCUCUCUCACCACGUCAGAGUCAUUUAGUUGACUGGACACCUCUCUCCACGCACACAUUCGCUACUACCUCACUCUUCUCCCGCCUCUCCUUCCGCCUCAAGCCAUCAUGCCCGUCAACAGACCCAAGUUGGCCCAGCUGGCCACGCCCGUCACCAGCACUUUCCCCUCGGAAAAUAUGUUCUCGGCUUCGACUCCGCUCUCUGCCAGACCCAUGUCUUGCAAGGACCUUCCCAUCAAGACACCCAUCAGCCCGCCAACCGCCUACACGGAUUUCCUCAAGGCCAUGUCUCUCAACUCACCGGCUGCUUUCAAGCCAUCAACCUCUGGCGAGACUACGCCCGAGUCCACGCCGGACUCAUUGCCUUCCACCGCCACCAGCGAGCAGACCGAUAUCUCUUGCAAGUGUGAACACGAGCAUAAAGCUCCGGCUACGGCACCAGCCAUCCCGCCAAGCCCAUUCACACAUCUGCCAAUGUCAGCACCUCCCACCGGUGCGAAUUCUUUCCCGAGCCUCAAGAUCCCGCCCUCUCCAGCAGUAUCGCACCUGGACUCACCAAUGAGCGCACGGUCACCCUUCAGCGCCAGAUCGGUUCACUCAGUAUUCGAUUGGGACGCAGCACUCAAGGCCAAGAGGUUGAAUGAUUCAAAGAAGCCCUCGAGAACUAGCGUGCGUCACAUCCGCGAGGUGGUCACGCGGACAGUAACUUACACGCCGAGGAUGAACCCCGCGCCAAAGGGCAAGAGGAGGAAGGUGGAAUGAGCAUCUGGACCAAAGCAAACGCAAUCCACUUUAACCUAGCACAACAUCGGCACUACAUAUCCCGAUCUAUCUUCUUUUUUGUUCUACCUACCUUCACCAUCACCAUCACCAUCGCCUCAACAACGUUACCUUCAGCAAAAACGCAGUACAAUUUGACGACCUAGGCCUAGCGCCACAAAAAAGAGAAGCAAGACAUGUGAUGAAGCAGGCUCUUCCCACGUAGGGACUUAACCACGAUAUGACUUAACGGAAGUAACUUGGCGCACACAAACUGGCGCACACCAUGAUAUGGAGGCAAACAUGAGGGUGAAAUCACUGAUUGGUUCAUCUCAAGGAAUAUGUUGCGAAAGAGAGGAGGGAAAUGGUUGGUCUUUUGUUUCGAAUCAUCUACCGGUCCUUGAUUGGGACUGGGCCAAACGGAGUUCUUUGGCGUCUCUACGAUGCUCAUGUUCGAUACCAGGAACUAUUUGGGUGGGCGGACUUGAUUAUCUGAAUGGGAGGGAAAGGUUGAAUGCGUCUUGGAAUUUUUUGGAAGACGAUGAAGGGGGUUGGGCAAGAAUACCUACUACACAGCGAACCAGGUAGCCUAAUAUCAGCAUCCUGUGUAUAUCUUAACCUAACUGCAUUGCGUCUCUCGAGGACAACUCUUUCAC